This is a messenger RNA of Babesia microti strain RI, 672 nucleotides long. Its product is annotated as adenylate kinase. NCBI's taxonomy places the organism in Eukaryota, Apicomplexa, Aconoidasida, Piroplasmida, Babesiidae. The record is from RefSeq and is a predicted model, not a curated record. The transcript is spliced from 4 exons. Gene Ontology annotation, biological process: nucleobase-containing compound metabolic process. Gene Ontology annotation, molecular function: AMP kinase activity; ATP binding. Gene Ontology annotation, cellular component: mitochondrion; cytoplasm. The coding region runs from base 1 to 672 and encodes 223 amino acids.
AUGAGUCAACUUUCUAAAAUUGGUCUAAUUUUGAUUGGGCCACCAGGAAUUGGCAAGGGCACUUUUGGUAUCGCACUAAGCAAGGUUUUGGGAUUUCCUCACCUCUCCUCUAGCCAAUUACUAACCAAUUUUAACAAUAUGACCAAUGAUAUAAGGGAUACCAUCAAAAGCGGAGCUCUUGUCGAUGACAAGACGGUCAAUACCUUGUUUGAAUCCGCAUUAGUUGAUGAUCAGUAUAAGAAUGGCGUGAUUCUUGAUGGGUACCCCAGGACAAUUGACCAGGCCAAUUUCAUGCAUCAUAAAUUUGAAAAAAUAAUCUGCAUCCACUUACUGCUGGAUGAAUCAAUACUGUUACAGCGCCUAACAGGAAGAUUAGUUUGCCAGGAUUGUAAGAAGUGUUACAAUUCCUGUGAUAUACACAAUGAAAAGUAUAAAAUGUCACGUUUAAUGCCAACCGAAGAGGAUUUACAAAAGUGUAAGGGUUGUAACAAUCUAAAAACACGCCCUGAUGAUAAACCUGAUGUUGUUAAGAAUAGAGUGGAUGUAUACAUGAAGAGUACUGCACCACUAAUCAAGUUUUACUCAGAUAAAGGUUUGAUUGAGGAUUUUGAAAUAAGAGAGGGAUUGGGCGAUCUACCUAGGCUGGUUGAACGUAUUAAAUCCCUGAUCUAA